AUGGAGGAUGCUCUGAAAAGGCAUUUAGCACAAGCUGGUGGCUGCCUGGCCCUUUCCAGUACAAUCUACACUCCUUAUUCGUGGCCACAAAUUGAAGCCGCUGCAAGGAACACUGGGAACUCUUCAGCAAGUGUCUUCUUGUGCCAUUGUUAUCAUGUUCAGUUCAGGCUGCUUGCAAAAGCCCUACAGACACAAAAUGUUACUGGCAAGACAUGGAUCUUCACAACUCAUUUUGCUGUGGCCCUAGAGGUAUUCACCAGUGAGAUGUUACAGCUCCUGAAUGGGAGCCUAGCCCUGAAGAUUCAUUCUGAGAAAAUUCCAGGAUUUGUGGAAUUCCUGACAACCCUUCAUCCUGCUGCUUAUCCCCACAGCCACUUGAUGAAAUUGUUCUGGCAGAAGUUAUUCAGCUGUGCUUGGCCAAACCUGGACAAGAAAAAGGCAGGGCAAGAUAGAACUCCAGCUUGCACUGGAGCAGAGGAGAUGGAUGCCAACCACUUGCUCAGUUUUGAUCUGGAUAACUGGGCUGGCACAUAUCAGGCCUAUCUUGCAACCAGGGCUUUCAUCAUAGCCUGUCAUAGCCCUGUCCACCUUUAUGUAAGAAAUAUUAACUUUUCCACUCCAUCAAAGGAAGAUGUGUUUUUUAAAAAUGGUGCAGUUCCAGCUGCGUUAGACAUUAUGAACCUUCAGAUUUUAUCCAAUGGUUCUUUGCGGGGCAUGAAGGUUGGCUAUUUUUCCUCCAGACCUUACUUGGGGAAGCAUCUUCUGAUUGAUAACAGUACAAUUGUGUGGGCAAGAAGCCCUGCUCAGGCACCCCAUUCAGUCUGCACAGAAAGUUGUUUGCCUGGCUAUAGGAAAUUACCUUUGCAAGGAAAAGCAAGUUGCUGCUAUGAUUGCCAGAAGUGUCCCAAUGGACAGAUUGCCAAUGGAACAGAUAGCACACACUGCUGGACCUGCUUUCCUGGCCAAUGGCCCAAUGAUCUACAAGACCAGUGCCUCCCAACCAUCUUUGACUUUUUGUCCUACACUGACGCUUUGGGUACAGCCUUGGCAGCCUGCAGUACCUUCUUCUUUCUCCUCUCACUGUCCAUCCUAUGCAUCUUCAUAAGGCACCACCGCACACCACUUGUCAAGGCCAACAAUCACAAGCUGAGCUACCUUCUCUUGGCUUCCUUGGCUCUUUGUUUCCUCUGCCCACUGAUGUUCCUUGGACGGCCAGACUUGCUCACUUGCUCCCUCCGCCAGGCAGUCUUUGGCCUAGUCUUUACUGUUUGUCUCUCAGCAGUCUUGGCCAAGACAGUGACUGUGGUGAUGGCAUUCAGUGCUUCCCAGCCAGGCAGCUACAUCCAGAAGUGGAUAGAUUACAAGCUCCCUGGCAUGAUCACUCUUUGCUGCCCACUAGUCCAAGGUGCUAUAUGUGUCUUUUGGGUAACUAAAUGGCCUCCUUUUCCAUCACAGAAUCCACUGCAGGGAGGAGCUCAAGUGACCUUAGAAUGUGACAAAGGCUCCUUGGAGUUCUUUUACACCAUGCUGGGCUACCUGGGCUUGCUGGCCACCAUAAGCUUAGGAGUGGCUUUCCCAGCUCAUCAGCUGCCAACAGCUUUUAAUGAGGCCCAGCACAUUGCCAUCAGCAUGCUAGUCUUCACUUUUGUCUGGGUCUCCUUCAUGCCAUCAUAUCUCAGUGCAACAGGAAAGUAUACAGUGGCUGUAGAGAUCUUUGCUAUCUUGGCCUCUGGGGCUGGUUUGUUAGCAUGUCUUUUCUUCCCCAAGUGCUAUAUAAUUUUGUUGCAGCCUGAGAAGAACAACAAGGGCCACCUGCUGGGGCGAUUCUUCCCUCAGAAAUAG
Eublepharis macularius is the source of this 1842-nucleotide messenger RNA. RefSeq names its product vomeronasal type-2 receptor 26-like. The record is from RefSeq and is a predicted model, not a curated record. Bases 1 to 1842 code for a protein of 613 amino acids. The transcript is spliced from 4 exons. Gene Ontology annotation, biological process: G protein-coupled receptor signaling pathway. Gene Ontology annotation, cellular component: membrane. Gene Ontology annotation, molecular function: G protein-coupled receptor activity. NCBI's taxonomy places the organism in Eukaryota, Metazoa, Chordata, Lepidosauria, Squamata, Eublepharidae.